Messenger RNA from Clarias gariepinus (North African catfish), 7062 nucleotides. It is a transcript of the gene xkr5a, whose product is annotated as XK related 5a. The transcript has 7 exons. Gene Ontology annotation, cellular component: plasma membrane. Lineage: Eukaryota; Metazoa; Chordata; Actinopteri; Siluriformes; Clariidae. The record is from RefSeq and is a predicted model, not a curated record. Gene Ontology annotation, biological process: apoptotic process involved in development; engulfment of apoptotic cell; phosphatidylserine exposure on apoptotic cell surface. The coding region runs from base 9 to 1736 and encodes 575 amino acids.
GAGUGGACAUGGCCGCGGUGCUGUGCGGUGAGGGAGGAGGAUGCGGGAGCGCGUGCUGGCAGGUGCUCCUGUUCGCCUCGACCGCGCUCGUGAUCCUGGCGGAGAGAGCCGCGCUGAUCUGCUGCUUCGCCUUCUACCUGUGGAAGGAGCAGUUGUUGUGGGCGGGGCUGACCUUUGCCCUGCUGUUGCCAGGGGCGAUAGUGCAGGUGCUGAGCUUCAUGUGGUACCGGGCGGAUGGAGAGCAGCGAACAUGUCACCUGCUCAUCAUACACACACUGCACCUGGGCAUCUUCAAAAGGCUGUGGGACUGCAGCGUGUGUGUGUGGCGCGCUCAGUCUCAGGCCCAGCAGGUGAUGCAGCAGGUGGACGUGGCGGCGCUGCGUUUGCUCGACGUUCUGCUCCUCACACUCCCUCAGGCGCUCACACACACUUACGUUCUCACGGCGACCGAGUUCAGUCUCGCGUCUCCAGUUGCUCUGUGUAGCGGUGUGUGUGUGCUGUCCCUGUCCUGGGCGUUGGUGUUGUACAGUCGUGCGUGUUGCCUGGCGCGGCCCGGUCACCUGCUCAUGCCCCCCGCUGCCCUGCUGUGCCAGCUGCUGUGGAGGGCGGGGCUACUGAGCGCACGUUUCGUCAGCCUCGCCCUCUUCGCACGUUCUUUCGGAUGCUGGGUCAUCGGCGUCGUGGGCUGUCACUGGCUGAUUGCGGCGUUCUGGUUGGUCUCUCAGCAGACCGAUAUCUGCCUGGGCCAGUGGGCGUGGCGUGGGUUCAACCUGGUGUUGGGCGGCGUGCACGUCUUCCUGUUCCUGAACGUGAAGGACGGCCCGUCUCGGUACCGCAUGGCCGGCUUUUACACGGUGAUGCUGCUGGAGAAUGUCACUCUCGUCCUGGCCGCCUCCGACAUCCUCACUGAGGCAUCAUGGGAAAGCUUAACUGUCCCCACUGCUGUCCUGUGCAGUUUCCUGCUGGGUCUGGCGUUCCUGCUGCUGUAUUAUCGCUUCCUGCACCCCAAGUCCACAGAGAUCUCCCACACUCUGCAGCACGGCGCUCAGGCGGGCAGCGCCUGUCUGGAGCAGGGUGACUCGUCUUUCUCCCUGGCUGACAAGAGCCUCGCUCUUCCCUCUCUCCGUCCUCCGCUCUCCUCCUCUCAUCCCUCCUUCUCGCUGCUGGAGCACCCGGGAAGCUGCGGGGCGAAGGCGGGCGCCGAGUGCCGCCACCACCACUGGCUCCUCGUGCGCCUGGCGCUGAAAACCGGCGACCCCAGCAAAAUCGAGCGGGCGUUCGGCGCUGGGGGCAUGACUGGCGUCGAGAGCGAAGACCAGGAGGACGACUCGCGAGAGAAAGUAGGACAAGAAAACGCGCUGGAGGUCAAGGACGAAGACGACACCCUGGCGCCGCUGUCGGACUGCAAGGACGAGUUUGAAAGCGUGAGCGAGGCCAGGGAAGACGUAGAGGAAGAGGACGCGGACGUGGACGUGACCGAGGAAAUGGACAGCGUGGACUCCGAGUGGAAGCGCAGCUCUCCCGAGGGGAAGUCCGUGUUCGGGGACAGCCCCGAGCCUGACUACUGCCCCACCGAGUCCAGCUCCACGCUCUACUUCAGCGCAGACCCACAAUCCCCAAGCAGUGCCAGCGACCCCCGUCUGGACCGAGCGGACCUUACCGGAGCCCAUCUGACAGGCCCACGCCGGCACCUCGUCCUCUCCGCACGGGGCCCGGAGGACGACACGUUGUUCUGACCUGUCGAUAAAAUCAUUUACGUCAAGACUUUGUUCAGGUUGCUACGAGGUUCAUGCAGCUAUUACCGGUCUCGUCCGAUUCUAUCCUGUAAAUAUUCGCUUCCGACCUCGCCACACGUGUGGACGUUAGGGUGCAGAGGGACUGAAGCGCAGGGGCGGAUGAUUUUUAUUUAUUUAUUUAUUUAUUUAUUUCAAACCUAAGCCGUCACACAUCAUGUCCCUUAAGCUCCGCCUAUCAAUUUUUUAAAGUGAUAAACCGCUGAAGCUUCAAAAAUUUGCACUGGUAUUCCUAAAAAAAAAAAAAGUUUUGUUCAGACUUUGUUUAGCCGCAUUAGCUUCGUAGCUUUAUUCGCAAACUACAGAUACGGAUCGACUGGGACGUGUUUAUUUAUGAUCAAGGGCGCCAUCUUUAUUAUUUUUUUCGGACGUUUCCGACAGAUUACUGACGAAGGGCAGAGAGUGUCAUGUUUAUGGCAUCGUAAAUGAUAAAUGAUCUGUUGUUGUACAGCUGUGUGUGUGUGUGUGUGUGUGUGUGUGUGUGUGUAUGGAAUUAAAAGCACAAACCACACGUCCUGCUUAAGUGAAAGCAAAAGGAUAAGAUGCAAAUACGGCCAUCGCAGGUUUGAUGACGUUCUCUAUGUUCAUGCUCUAUGUCGCAUCUCUCUCGGUUUAUCAGCAGGGGCGUUUCUGUCCUGAGCGUGAGCCGGUUGCCAUGGUUACCCAGGCCAGCAUUAUCUUGUUGACGUAUGACAAAUGGGAUGACUUUCUUUUUUUAGAAUUGAAUCCUCACCAAUCGAAUCACUUCGCUUCUCGUUUGCAUGAAGUUAAACUCCGCCCACUUUUCAUCUCCCAACCACUGGCUUUCUUUGAAAAUAUGGUCUGAACUCCAUAUAUGGACACAUAGCUGUUUUUCAUUAAACGUGAACCCAGAAAAAGCUCCUGCUACUUUGAAAAAUGUGAUCAAGUUUGCACUUUAUUAUCGUUAUUAUAUUUUAAUAAUUAAACUAGUGAAAAGAAUCCAGUGGUAGAUCAUACGUCUGAAACGAUACACCCAUAAAUUAAACUAAAAGCCCAUGUGAUGUGGCGUCUGCUGUAACAAAAGCGCUGCGCUAUUUUAGACUCGGUUUCAGCCUGCGGCGACGCUGAUGCUGUUUUUAUCCACCCGUUUCAGAAAGCGCGUCUUGAAAUAGCCGCCCUGGAUUAGCACUUCCCUGGAGCCACUCAACUGGGGCAUGGGUUCGAUUUCUUUAUUUCAGACGGAACCGGAUAUUUUCUGCUCGGGAACCAGAUUUUGCAGCAUCGACACACAAGGCAUGGAGACGGCGAGAUGUAAAGAGUUCAGCGUGAAAGAAAGCUGGUUCUGAAAGACAAACACAUCAGGUCAUAUGUAAACUAUAACAUGUUUGGAGAAAGCUUGGCCGUCAUUACAGAACUAUAGUCAUCGCUAUAGUUGAACUGGUCCUUGUGCAUUUAUUUCUGAAGCUGACUAGAGGCAGGGGAUUAUGCUCAGGUUUGGAGUUACAAAAAAACCUAAAGAAAUGAUGAGCCAUUGAUGAGUGUUAUGUAACUCGUCGUUUUCUAGAUCUCGAAGUUUUGUUUUUUGCUUUCCAGAGCGCAUUGCUUAUGUUAUGGCGUCAUUCAGGGAACUCUUACAGCUCCAUUGAAAUUCCGCAAUUAAUCAGGGAUUGUGUAAGCUCUAGUGGUCUUGAAUUUGUUCAGCACAGGUACCUCUGAUUGGACUGUAAAGCUUAAACAUUUGCUAGUUGUUCCGGUGUUCACCCCUGUUUGUUUUGGAGGACUUGCUCCAGGUUCUUCAGGUUGGUUUGAUGUUAUUUCAAUGUGAUUUUCAAAGCAUACGACAGUUUUGUAAAGGAAUUCAGAUCUGCACUUGAUACUGGCCACUGUAACAUACCCUUUUUUUUGUCCUGCUAGAAGUUCUUACAAGCAUUAGAUUCAUCUAAGCACAUCUCCAGACCAUGAUGCUGCCACCACCAUGUUUCACUAUAGGGACAGUGUUAAUCGAGGUGUUGCCCGCAUCUUGGCCAGAAAUAAAAAUCUUUUCCAGGUCACUCUGCUUCCAUAUACCUCUUCGAGAGCAAAAAAGGUUCUUACCACAUUCCACAGAGCUCUAGUGUUUGUUGCACAGUCGCUCUACACUCUCGCUGGUCUGUACUCUGCAACGUCUUCAGAGUUACUGUUGGCCUCAGCCUGAGUUCCCUCACCAGACCAAACACCAGGUUUGCGUGCUGUGAUGCAGCUUCAGUUACAUAACUAUUUAUUCAGCAGUACUUUCUAUGAAGUCCAGCCUGAUGUUGUUUCAAGGAGCGUUUAAGUCAAACCAAGACUUUUAUUUGCACAUUAUAACAGAACACACUGACCUUGGCCAGGAUCGUCGUUCACAGACGUACGACCUUCUUAAAAACGUUUGCACCGUUCAAAUGCGGCUAAGAGUCUUAUCACUGUACUUUGAUCGAAGUCUUCUCUAAAUGUCAGUGGCUUCCAUGUCUUCAUUCACCAGAAAGUCCAAGUUUGACUUGAACGCACUUCGUAAUUAAAAUCACCAAAGCGUGACUUGAUGAGUCAGUUGAAUCAGUUCUAUUUCUUGCUAUAAUAAGUAGACUAAACUAUUUCAGUUAAUAUUUCUGCGGGGGAAAAAAAACAAUACGAACACCACGAGGCUCUUUAGAUCCUCCGUCUUCUUCCUCAUUCCUUUCUCAGAACAACCCUAAGAAAGAGACAUGACCUGAUGUGCGAGCUUCUUUAAUAAAUUAAUACCAUACAAACUGAAUACGUUUAGAUUUUUUGUUUAUUUUAUCUUUCCCGUCGUGUAAUGUUGUGAUAAGUUUGUAAUAUUUCAGACAGAGCCUGAGUAAGACGUCAGAAAUAAUAAUGAUGUACGAAUGAUCUUAAGAUCGGUUUUCCGCGCACAUUAAAAAAGUUUAUUCAAAGCACUAAAAUGAAGCACUUAUUACCUCAAAACAAUUGAAAUAAACCAUGAUCCGUGCUUGCUAGCUGUAACUUAAUUUAUGGUUAAUAACUCAUUAUGUAGUUAAUUAAGUGUGCAAGUGAAAAGUGAGGCGCCAAAACAUUUUAUAAUGCAUAUUAUCUGUAAUUUUGGUGUUCACAAUGCAUUGACGCCAGAUGCGGAUCUGUUUUUGAGGUGGAAAACCAAAAAACUAUGAAGGAUAGUUAAAGCUGGAUAGAAGGUACGUGUUGUCCGUUCAUAGAUCGCAGCAUUAAAACCAUGCAAAAAGGAUGAUAAUUAUUUACAACAGUAGAAAUGAUGUAGCAUUACACAGUCAAUACAGUGGCACAUUGGAUUCAAGGAUUUGAUUGGUCGUCGAAGGUUGUGCGUUCGGUUAUGGAUAUCUGAUUGGUGCUUGCCAUCAAUCUCUGACUGAGCCAGAUUGGAUGGGAUGUACGGCUUAGAGCGAAUCAGGCAGCUCUGAUCGAACCACAGAAAUUAUGCAAUAAACCUUUGAGAAAUCUCCAGUGUGUGGACUUUUAUCGAUGAUUUCCGUGAUCUCUUGUGCCAGCGUCACUGUUAUAUUCCGUUAACUCGCUGUGAAACUCUUUGAUUUCCUUAUUCGUUAUAUCAGCGUGGCAAAAAAAAAAAACAGAAGUAGUUAAACUGCUGUUUUUAGCGCGCCCUUGUCACCUUAAAAAAACACCUCGACGAAUGUGUGAAAAUCAUGCUAGCAGAAGAGGAACUAGCUUCUAAUAGCGGAUAUUUUUUGCUUCACACAAACCUUAGAUCUUGAGAUAAAUGGUGAUGGGUUUUUCUACCGAAGGGAGAGUAAUAAACCAUAUCCGCUAGUGUUUCUUGCCUAGCUCAUGUACCUUUUAGUAGAGAUUAAUGCUAAAACUCAGUACCACUGAGUGGUACCACGAGAUACGAACUUAACUAUUGCCUCAGCAUGGGAAUCAUUUUCGGCACACGAGCAAACUGAGCCAGAUGCGAGAACUUUUUUUUGCAUUUUGAGGAAGAUUUAGUGAAGACAUAACGCCAAGGGUCUCAACAAUGUUAGCAAGGACGCUAGCUAUGCCAAGAGGAAUCUCAAGUACUCGCUUCAGGAGCAGAUUAAAUUCAUAUCCUGAGGUACCACUGUAGCAGAUUUUUGGUUUUUGGUCAGCGAGACUAAGAUACAUGAAUACCACAUUGUUUUAAACCUAUGGCUUAGUUUUAUUACUUCUGGACACUUUUUAAAAGUAAAUACUUUAUCCAAAACAUUCAUGGGAAAGGUUACAAAAUGGAAAAUAAAAAUAAAAACUUUUUAAAUUAUUUGUCAAAAAAUGACCACUUGCAGUCCACCUCCACGCAGUACCCCGAGGACCCACUAGGGGCGCAGGUUUUCAGAAACUUUUUUUUCAUUUAUUGUUGCUAUUAAAGGAAAUAAAUUUUGUCUGUUCGAACAAGGGCGUGCUAAAAACAGUUGUUGAUUGAUUAAUGUUUACAAGAACUACAUGAAUUGCAGGAAUGUACAUAUAUAUCUGUGUGUGUUUGCGUGAUGAUCCUGAGCGUGGAGUGACACCGACCAGCCACUGUUGGUUUAUUUCUUUAAUCUCUGACCGAGCAAUUUAGGAAAGAAAGUGUUCCAUGAGUAAAUAAUUAGCAGUGAUUAAAUGCAUGCAGUGUUUUUGCUUAAAUAAAGCUAUUUCUAUGGGAAGGCCCUGAUUUACUAAGAUCCCAAAUACUUGUGUUAUAGCAUUCAUGUUCCUAUGAAGGGAUAAAGGGUUCUGUUCAUAAGCAACAAAGUGUUGAUUAAUUUUCUACAUGUGCAUUAAUUUUGCACAAAAAAGGAAAAUUUACAGCUAUGCAAAUUAUCCAUGAUCUGGGAAGUGACAAAUCCAAACAUCUGGCUCCAGCUGUUCUUUGGACUGAUUCAAGACAGCAUGUGGUCUGAUGUUUUUCGUUUCCUAGGUACAGUUAGUUCCCAUUUACUUGGUGUUGAAAAUAAAUAUGGUGGGUUUAAUUUUAUAUGAUCAUAUACAGUCUCUAAUUAAAUGUAGAUAUAAAAACAUUAAGAAAAAAAAAGUUUGGAUGGAAUGAGCUCACUAGUGAGUUUAUGUAGCUAGUCUACUUAGCUUUCUUUGCUAACGCAACAUCAGUAGCUAGGACGAAGCAAAACGCAUAACACAGCAAAAUAGAGUGCGUAUUUAACUAAAUAGCUUUGUAGGCUAUAUACGAUGAUUGCUUAUCAGUGGCAAAGAAACAAAGGACCAGGCCACGCCCACAAAAGUCAGAUUAGUAAAUCAGGGCCUAAGCAUUUUAAUGUUAAAACUCCAUUCUCUCUCAUAAGAUCAUAGAAUGGUUCAUUAAAAUAAA